Clunio marinus is the source of this 231-nucleotide messenger RNA. NCBI's taxonomy places the organism in Eukaryota, Metazoa, Arthropoda, Insecta, Diptera, Chironomidae. The record is from the annotation of a GenBank genome assembly.
AUGAAUUUACAACAACUGUGCAAUGACAGGUUCAAGGAGACACAUGUGCUCUGCGCCUCUAACCGGCAACCGGUUAAGACAAAAAUGGCGAAUCAUUUCUGGUAUCGAUUUAAAUGGUCGACUGAACUGCCCCAAGAUAUAUUCGCCGGAAUCGUUUUGCUGUUGAAUUCUCAUGUGCAUGAAGCCCUUGGCACUCCUGACAGGAAGGAAAAUAAUAGACGGAAAGUUUAA